CGAUUGUAUAUGCUUUCUAUUAUACGUACGUACCCGUAGGUCAAUCGACUUGUUCGUUUACGUUAACGUUAACAGCGCUCGGAUCUAACAGUACACUUAAAAUUAGGAGAAACCACUAAAAAAGGUUUCAUAUUAGGUGUUUACGUAUAAUACAAUACGUAUCAAUAUAGCAAGUAUUUUACAUUUCAACAAUGAAAUAAGUUUUUCGAAUAUUUUUUAUAUAAACCUAGCGUAUGGAUAACAAAAUAAAAUUAUCCUUGAUAAGCUGCACUAUUUCAGGUAUAUUAAUAAAAAUGUAUUUUCAAGCAACAAAUGAUAACAGCAAUUUAACUUCUUCAAAAAAGCUAUUUUAUAUUAUACUUUGUAUCAAUGCGGUUGUUGUGAGCAUAAAUAUUUUACUAAGAUCUUAUCCACACAUAAAAAAUGCACAUUCAAAUACUUAUAAUAUAGAUUUUACAAAUUUAAUGAAAAAUAAUUUUAAAAAUUGUGUAUUUACAUCAAUUUUCAGCAUUCAGUUAAUGAUCUAUGUAAUAUUAACUGUUAUUAAUUAUGAAAAUUUGUAUAAUUACAUACAAAAGUUUGAAGUAUUAAUAAGUUGCAUGUUGAUUUUAUCAGCAUUAGUGCAAAUUAUUGAUAUAAUUGAUCAAGAUAACGAGAGCACCUUUGAUAUUAAUUCGUUGCAAGGUUUAGAUUAUGGUACUGGUAUGGCUUAUAGUUAUUAUUAUGGAUAUUUGAGACUGGUACUUCCUACGACUGGUUCCCUUAACAAGGGACUAAUUGAAAAAUUAGAAAAUAUAGAGGACGAGAAUAAUAUACGUGUAGCUCUACAUAAAUUAUUAAUUUUAAUUCCUGAGUCGUCAUACGUACCACCGGAUCUUAAAGAAGCUUCGUAUAAAUGGAUGGAAAGUGCAAGGACACUGGAGGAAGAAAUACGUGAUCGAGCAGGAGUUAAAAAUCGGAUCUAUCGUAAUAGUUUAUACAAAAUUUUUCCGGAUGGUGAUAGAAACUCUACACCCAUAUAUGUUCCUGUAGAAGGUGCAACUCCUUUAGUAACAUUUGGUGAAGUUCAAAAACAUGCUCAUCCUGAAACAAAAGUUUAUUCAAAAUAUCGGAAGGAUGUUAUAAAAAGAUUUUAUGAGAAGUUAAAAGAGUUAAUAAGUACCGACCCCGAGUGUGCCGAUAAAUGUGAACUGAUUUAUUACAAUGACUAUGAUGAGAAUGGAAUGAAAGUCAAUGUUGCUAAAGUUAUACUUGACAGAUUACAGAGGUCAGAAACAUAUACAUGAUACCAAACAAAUUUAUAAAUUAUAAUUAUGCUUUUGUAAGAAAUUUAUUGUAAUAUAUUUAUAUUGUAAAAUGAAAAACAGUA
This is a messenger RNA of Osmia bicornis bicornis, 1369 nucleotides long. RefSeq names its product stimulator of interferon genes protein (gene Sting). Gene Ontology annotation, cellular component: autophagosome; endoplasmic reticulum membrane. The transcript is spliced from 2 exons. Gene Ontology annotation, biological process: positive regulation of type I interferon production; autophagosome assembly; positive regulation of macroautophagy. NCBI's taxonomy places the organism in Eukaryota, Metazoa, Arthropoda, Insecta, Hymenoptera, Megachilidae. Bases 234 to 1286 code for a protein of 350 amino acids. The record is from RefSeq and is a predicted model, not a curated record. Gene Ontology annotation, molecular function: cyclic-di-GMP binding; 2',3'-cyclic GMP-AMP binding.